AUGAGGUCAACCCCAACGAUCGCUCAUUGCGACUUCGUGCCCGAUCUGCUCCAGCAACUCCUCGAGACCAACUCAAACGCGCAUUUGAUUGUCUGCGCGACCAAGGCCGAGUUCCUUGUGCAGUUGACGGCGGCCAUUCGUUUUCAACGCGCAGAGCCAGAUGCGGCAGCGAGCCAUGAUCUACUUACAAAAACCAUUGGAUUGCUUGCAAGAUCCAGCAAAAUCAGGCUGGCGUUCUGUCCGACCCUUGAAAGUCUUCGGGCAUACCUCGCAGUUCUGACUGCUGCUGACGGGAUGGAUAUUCAGGAUACACAGAGUUCCAGUGACCGACAACUUCUUGCUGUCCUGAACAUGGUGGCUUUGCAUGUUACGACUUCGGAGUUCUCGGCACAAGGGCUCUCGAGAACACUUGCCGCGGCUGUCGAGGCUGCCUCCAGGGCCGAGCUAGACCUCCAACUCUACGAGUGUGCAAAUGCUCUAGAUCCUACAAGUGCCGACUGGGGAAGGAAGCUAUGGGAUAUGAAUGCCCCUUUGUUGAAUGGAUCCGUUCGGAUGCGAGGCGAUGAAAGCACUAUGAGUGGUCGGGGUGUUACCGUGAAGCGGGUUGCUUCGCGCUGGUUCGAGUUCGACCAGGAAUACUGA
Penicillium canescens is the source of this 642-nucleotide messenger RNA. RefSeq lists its product as uncharacterized. Lineage: Eukaryota; Fungi; Ascomycota; Eurotiomycetes; Eurotiales; Aspergillaceae. The record is from RefSeq and is a predicted model, not a curated record. The transcript has a single exon. Bases 1 to 642 code for a protein of 213 amino acids.